AACUUUUGCUAUUCUUCGUCACUCUUGGUUUGAAACUCGUCGAAUUCAUAUUGACACGUUGCCGUUGGGUAGUUCUCUCAACUUUUGGCUACUACUUAGAAGCAGAAACUCUUCAAAUAUGCGUGAAAUAGUCCAUGUUCAGGCAGGCCAGUGCGGUAACCAAAUUGGAGCCAAGUUCUGGGAGGUUAUUUCUGGUGAACAUGGCAUCGAUCCUUCAGGCAGCUACCAGGGCGAUUCCCCGCAACAGCUUGAGCGCAUCGACGUCUACUACAACGAGGCCAGCGGUGGGAAGUACGUACCAAGGGCCGUGCUCGUCGACCUCGAACCAGGCACCAUGGACGCGGUCCGAUCUGGGCCUUUUGGGUUCAUCUUCCGACCAGACAACUUUGUCUUCGGUCAGAGCGGCGCUGGGAACAACUGGGCCAAGGGUCACUACACAGAGGGCGCUGAACUGGUUGACUCCGUGAUGGAUGUUGUCCGUAAGGAAGCUGAAACCUGUGACUGCCUUCAGGGAUUCCAACUGACCCAUUCCUUGGGAGGAGGAACAGGUUCCGGUAUGGGCACACUUUUAAUAAGCAAGAUCCGGGAAGAGUACCCAGAUCGCGUCAUGAAUACCUUCAGUGUGACCCCCUCACCUAAGGUUUCUGAUACCGUCGUCGAACCUUACAACGCUACACUAUCCGUCCAUCAGCUUGUAGAGAACACGGAUGAGACGUUCUGCAUUGACAACGAAGCCCUCUACGACAUCUGCUUCCGUACCCUGAAGCUCACCACACCCACCUAUGGUGAUCUAAACCAUCUUGUCUCUGCAACCAUGAGUGGCGUCACAACUUGCCUCAGGUUCCCUGGCCAGCUUAAUGCAGAUCUUCGCAAGCUGGCUGUCAAUAUGGUGCCAUUCCCCCGUCUUCAUUUCUUUAUUCCUGGCUUUGCCCCUCUAACAAGUCGUGGAAGUCAACAGUAUCGCGCCCUCACAGUUCCUGAGCUCACCCAGCAAAUGUUCGAUUCCAAGAACAUGAUGGCUGCAUGCGAUCCUCGACAUGGCCGCUACCUAACCGUCGCAGUUAUCUUCCGUGGUCGUAUGUCCAUGAAGGAGGUCGACGAACAGAUGCUGAACAUUCAGAACAAGAACAGCAGUUACUUCGUAGAAUGGAUCCCAAACAACGUCAAGUCUGCUGUUUGCGAUAUACCCCCACAAGGCUUGAAGAUGUCUGGGACUUUCAUCGGCAACAGCACCGCCAUCCAGGAGCUCUUCAAGCGCAUCUCUGAGCAGUUCACCGCUAUGUUCAGGCGAAAGGCCUUCCUUCAUUGGUACACUGGUGAGGGUAUGGAUGAAAUGGAGUUCACUGAAGCUGAGAGCAACAUGAAUGACUUGGUGUCUGAGUAUCAACAGUACCAGGACGCCACGGCUGAAGAUGACGGUGAUUUCGAUAACGAAGAGCCAGAGGAAGAAGAGGAAGAAUUCGACUCUUAAAGUCACUCGACAACCAUAACUUAUCCGUUAACCUCAUAUCAAGUAUGAUAAACAUACAACUGGGGAGGGGGUCGGAAUACAAGAUUUACAAUACAAUACUUAUUUUUCAGUUACACCAGUUAUAAACUUAACUCUACCCAACAACUACUUAACUAUUUAAAAGAAAAACAUGUAUGAGCAUUUAUCUUUUUUUCGGCGUUCAUAUAACUAAUAAAGAGUUAAACGCUUGUAUAUUUUUAACUGUAGGCUUAUUGCGUCUAAAGAAAACCCGCAUAGACUUAUGAAAAUGUAAUACGAUAAACAUUAUAAAAGGAUAAGGGAAAAUAUUUAAAGGUUACGUAUAUCAAUGAAAUAAUAAAUACAUUGAACACCUUAUAUACAAGUGCGAAUAAAUAAGAGGUACAAUCUUUCAGAUACGUUGAAACGACGCGUCGCGACGCUUCGUGGAAAUGUUGCGGUGAAGACGAGACCUGGGAAACGAGGACUGGCGAGUGAGGACUUCAUUAACGUUCGAGAGGACAUGGUGCAAUUGAAUGUGCAAUGAAAGAAGUGAUAUGAUGGUCAUCUCACAGCAGACAUAUAUUUUGUUAGUCAUAAAUCAAUUUGGUUCUUAACUUUUGAUAUAAAAUCAAAUAAAUCAGAUUGUGUAUGAUAUAUCAUGCAGGUAAGACGCUGUCUUGUGACCCGUUUCAUAAAACUUAAACUAACUUGUUAUAGAAAUUUCGCAUUUUUAAAAAUAAUAAUAAGUCUUUCUGCAACCAUGGUUACGGGGUGGACCCUGUAUUUUUUUCUGACGAGAUGUUCGCCCGUUGACCAUGUUAACUAUAUCUCAAAUCCUUAUCUUUCUUUUGUUUAUCUGAGUACACUCAGAAAACAAUGCUCAAAUAAGAUAUAUCAAGAUUGUUUUUUACCUUAAUUUUAAGCUAAAAUUUACCGUUUUACUGAGUCGUACCAUGUGGAUAGAAAUUUAAUUCUUCAGCUGAGAAGCGAAUACCAAAAAUAAUACACAUUAAAAAAGACAUUGCAAUACUAACGAUUUUCACGAUUUAAAUAAAUUUUCGAUUUCAUCAUGGUA
Lytechinus variegatus (green sea urchin) is the source of this 2546-nucleotide messenger RNA. Its product is annotated as tubulin beta chain-like. Gene Ontology annotation, biological process: mitotic cell cycle; microtubule cytoskeleton organization. The coding region runs from base 119 to 1471 and encodes 450 amino acids. Gene Ontology annotation, cellular component: cytoplasm; microtubule. The transcript has 3 exons. The record is from RefSeq and is a predicted model, not a curated record. Lineage: Eukaryota; Metazoa; Echinodermata; Echinoidea; Temnopleuroida; Toxopneustidae. Gene Ontology annotation, molecular function: structural constituent of cytoskeleton; GTP binding; GTPase activity.